CUCAAACAGAGGGUGAUUUGCUUCCUUGGGCUAGAUCGGUAGGUCGGCUGCCAUCCACAAGACAAGCAAUUCAUUCACACACAUCAUUCACAGCGGCUGUGUGUGUUUGGCGUCAUUCCUUGUCUGUCUUCAGAUCUCAGUCACUGCGUCAUGUCAGUCAUCAGCAGCAGGAGCAGCGACCUGGACUCGCCCGUCGUCAACGGCGAGGCGGUCCGCUGCAUCUUCCGCGACCGGCGAGUUCGGCUGCUCAAGGUCAAGGACGUCGGCAGCCUCAGAAUGGCGGCCCGCCACCACAGCCUCGUCGACUUCCCUCCCACCGCACUCCGCACCCGACUCGCCCACUCGCUGCAUCUCAUUCGGCUCGCUGACGGCUCACGGCUCGACACAGUGCUGGCCUUCGACGCCCAGACGGUGUCUGAGCCAUGGGUGCUGCUGGCGGCCGUGUGGCUGGUGGAGGAGCAGACGUGGGACGAGAUUGCCGACAUACUGCGGGUGGCGGCGCAGUGCGGCCGGUGCACCCUGCCAGUGCGGCUGACUGCUGACGACAUCACCAGACACGCCAACAAGACGGUGAGACGCACACACAGGGGCGGGAGGGAAAGAGAGGGCCUCAUUCAUUCUUCUCUCUCUGUGUGUGUGGUCGUGUAGGCGUAUGCGUUGUUUCCGCGUGUGCUGGCUCAGCUCAAGAUGGUCGGCCCCCACAUCGACUUCGGCGACGGCGUAAGUUUCCAGGUGUUCCAGCACGGCACCACACUGCGGGCCGUCAAGAACGAAGACGGCUACGAGAUCGACAUCGACCCGCCUCUCCCUCCCAACCACCUCUACCAGCAGCACCGACAGCAACACGAUCCGCCAGUCCGCAGCAGAAUCGACUAUGACCCACCCGUAGGCUGGCGGUCGCUGGGCUCUCUCGACUUCGCAUCUGUGUCGUCGUGGGUCAAAAGCGUCGUCAUCGACCACUUCACGGAGACUCGCCAGAUCAACACCACAACCACCCAUUCUAUCGACAGGUGAGGCGGGGCAUCACUCUGUAUGGGCAUUGUCACGACACAUACGAGUGUAUGUUGUGUGUGUGUGUGUAUGUGUGUGUGUCAGGCAUGUCGACAACAGCCGGCUGCACACCAUCGUGACACAGUCCCCCCACACACCAGUGGAGGGAUGCACCACCACCAGAUCAUUCCACUCCACUUGGCGUUGUCUCCUGCUGACCAACGCCGGCCACUCGUUCGUCGCAUGCAUCGCCGUCACGCAUUUGCUGCACAACAACGGUCAGCCCAGCACGGCACAGCGAGGGGGAGGAAAUGCGGUGCCACUCUCAUGUGCUGUCCACUGCUAUCCUCCCCUGUCAUUCAUUUGCAGUGCGUGUGUAG
Vitrella brassicaformis is the source of this 1370-nucleotide messenger RNA. Lineage: Eukaryota; Vitrellaceae. The record is from the annotation of a GenBank genome assembly.